AUGUCGUUCAUCGAGCUGUACGAUGCCGUAGUCGAGGCCCUUGCUGCCAUGUCAGACUGGGACGACCCGGCAACUCGACGUGGGUCGGCAGCACUGUUGACUGCUGUCACGAGCGUGGAGUUUGUUGUGACUCUGUUCGCUACCGCUGAUGUCAUGUCGGUCAUGCGGCCUCUUUCAGUUAAGAUGCAGGGCAGAGGUCAGGAUCUGGCACAGGCUACCCACCUGAUCGAAGUGGCUCGCUCAGAGCUGCCGGAGAAGCGCGCAAACGUGGACGAAGCCUUCCGAGAAGUAUUCGAUAGGAAUACGUCAGUUAUGACGCGACAUGCUAUCGAAGUAAGGGUGAGCACGCACAAAAAACGUCCACAGGGCGCGCCGCUACAAACUCCCGAGGAGUUUUACCGUGUUGCAUCAUACAUACCACUCCUGGACGAAAUCGUGGAACAGUUGGAAAGACGAUUCUCAAAGCACGUACAGAAAGCGGCCUCGGCCAUUCGUCUGGUCCCUAGUUCAGAGGAGGGUGACGCGUCUUGGGUGGCUGAGUUCGUCCAGACCUACCAGGACCUGUUGGAUUGCUCAGUAGCAGAGGCGGAGAGCGAGGUGAGGACGUGGCAGCACAUGUGGCGUCAGGAAACGGGCGAGAAGCCCACCACUCUGCUGAGUGCUCUUGGCUCCACAGAUCCGUUCCCAAUCAUCUCCAAGAUGAUCACAAUCCUGGUCACGCUGCCUGUGACCUCCGCAGAGGCGGAGAGGUCCUUCUCCACGCUUCGCUCCUUGAAAACGUGGCUGAGAAGCACGAUGACGGAGGAGCGACUGACGGGACUGGCACUGAUGCGGGUGCACCCGGACCUUGUACCGGCCGUCUCAGACAUUGUGACGCAGUUUGCGACUUCUUCGGCCAAGCGACUUCGCCUUACAAUGUAG
Molecule: messenger RNA, 921 nt
Organism: Amphibalanus amphitrite
Lineage: Eukaryota; Metazoa; Arthropoda; Thecostraca; Balanomorpha; Balanidae
Product: zinc finger MYM-type protein 1-like
Exons: 1
Coding region: 1-921 (306 amino acids)
Molecular function (GO): protein dimerization activity
Source: RefSeq, a predicted model, not a curated record